Ochlerotatus camptorhynchus is the source of this 6225-nucleotide messenger RNA. RefSeq names its product Toll-like receptor Tollo (gene Tollo). NCBI's taxonomy places the organism in Eukaryota, Metazoa, Arthropoda, Insecta, Diptera, Culicidae. Gene Ontology annotation, biological process: signal transduction. Gene Ontology annotation, cellular component: extracellular matrix. Gene Ontology annotation, molecular function: protein binding. The transcript has a single exon. Bases 903 to 4964 code for a protein of 1353 amino acids. The record is from RefSeq and is a predicted model, not a curated record.
AUCCUUUGUGUCGAGCAGUGAAGGACUACUGCAAUCCUUGCUAAACGUUCAAAGUGUCUGACGAUCGUAGAAUUCUGACGAUUGAUGCUCGAAAAAAAUAAAAAAAAUCUCUCGGCAACUCGUGCUUCGACGGACCGAACUGCCAUCAUCCGCUAGACCUGAUUUGAAACGCGGUGCAGAAGAACGAAAUUGGAUUAUUCAGUUUUAUCGCGACUGUAAAUUUAAAUUUACGAUCAACUUUUAUGGAUUAUUUUAUCAGGAUCAUUUAAUUUAAAAGAAAAAAAGAACACAGAAGAGAGAACAGAGCCGGGUGAAGAAAACGGGUCGCGCCGCAACGCAAAAGAAACAGAUCGAGAGGUGUUUUUUGUUGUUAUUAUGUGUGCGUCGUCGCCAUCGUCGUCGUAGCCCCAUCGUUGGGAUGAGUGUUGAGUGCUGUAGAAGAACGUACGUGGAAGGGAAAAAAGGAUUCGGUCAAGUUUUUCGAAAGUGAUCUCCCGACGCAGCGCAAGGAAAAAGUGAAGAAAGGAAAAUAAAUUGAUAACGAAAUAAGAUAAUGUGAAGUGAAAUUUAUUCGCCUCUUUAAGCGUUGAUAAAGGGCAAAGCAGAGCGAAAAGGUGAAGAAAACGCACCGAAAACAACGAUCAUCGGGAUCAAAACAGAGCGAGUGAGGUCUCGAAUCUCGCUCGGAAGCAGCAUCUGGUUCGGGAAAGACAGUGCAAAGCGAACAGUGAAACAAUUAUUUAAUCAGACAUGUCCAGAGCAAAUGUAGCGGUGUUUUCCAAAUUAGUUGCCGAUUAAAACGCGAGUGUAGUGAAUGGGGUUGAAAUCAAUCUAGAAAGCGAAAACAAACAAGUGGGGCCACCCCAAGUGACCCUGGGCUUCAAAAUUGCCACCCUACGAAGAUGCGUCCCUCGCCGGCCUUGCUGUCGGUCCUGUUUGGCACCAUUUUCGGUGUCUUUGGUGCAUCGCUGAGCAAAUCGCUCCUAUCGCAAGCCCCCGACGAAUGCCGGUGGUCCGGUUACAGUGAAGACGAUCUAACCCUCGUGUGUAGACUAAGAACUAUCAACAGUGAACUGGAGAAUACAAACUUUAGCGUGCUUCAUCCGGAAAAUACCGUCCGACUGCGGUUGCAGUGCAACGAUGGAUUGUUUUUCCAAUCCAGCCUUAGCCCGGGCAGCUUCCGGCAGUUGUCCGAACUACGAUCACUCUCGAUCGAGUACUGUAAAAUAGCAAACCUUAGCGAUGGUUCCUUCCGGGGUCUCAAGGAGCUGACGAACCUGACCCUGCGAACGCACAACACCGAUUGGUCAUCGGUCAGUUUGGAAAUCGCACCGCAUGUCUUCAACUCCGAGCUAUCGAAGCUCGAACGGCUAGACCUCAGCCAGAACAACAUGUGGUCCCUACCGGAUGGCUUGAUCUGCCCACUUACCAAGCUCCAGUAUCUCAAUGUGACGCAGAAUCGUCUCAGGGAUCUAUCGGUAUUUCACUUCAGUGCUUCCCUCAGUACGCGACUGUCAAAAAAGUGCGGUGGAGCAGUCACGGUACUUGAUCUAUCCCACAACAACAUCGAUAAUCUACCACCGGCCAUCUUCUCCGGACUAGGGAAGCUCACAGAACUCCGUCUCCAGAAUAACGGGCUCAACUUCAUCGCCGAUCGAGCACUGGAAGGACUCCUCUCACUAUCGAAAUUGGACAUUUCCCUAAACCGACUAUCUAACCUUCCCCCAGAACUCUUCUCCGAAGCCAAGCACAUCAAAGAGAUCUAUCUUCAGAACAACAGCAUCAACGUUCUGGCCCCAGGAAUUUUCAGCGAACUCCAACAACUCCUAGUCCUCGACCUCUCCAACAAUGAACUCACCUCCGAGUGGAUUAACCCUGCCACCUUCAAGGGCCUUUCUCGUCUCAUCCUCCUGGAUCUGACAAAUAACAAAAUCUCCAAGCUUGAACCGGCCAUCUUCCGAGAUCUCUUCAGCCUGCAAAUCCUCCGCCUACAGGACAACUCCAUCGAAACCAUCCAUGAAAACACAUUCGCUGAGCUGACGGCCCUGCACACCCUGGUCAUCUCAAACAACCGCCUUUCGAACAUCGAAUAUUUUACGUUUCAAGGUCUGAGCCGGCUGACGUUGCUCUCGCUGGACUACAACCGGAUAUCCCGGAUCGAUCGAGUUGCCUUCAAGAACCUGUCGACGUUGCAUGAUUUGCACUUGAACGGUAACAAACUCUUGCAAGUUCCGGACGCUUUGUACGACGUCCCAUUGCUGCGAACACUCGAUCUUGGAGAAAACCACAUCAGCAAUAUCGACAACGCCAGUUUCAAAGAUAUGAUCCACAUGUACGGCUUGCGACUGACCGAGAACAAUAUCGAAUUGAUCAAGAAAGGCACGUUCGAUGCGAUGAAAUCGCUUCAGAUUCUGAAUCUGUCCAAGAAUCGACUGAAAAAGGUGGAAGCGGCGUGUUUCGAUAACAAUACAAAUCUGCAGGCGAUCCGCUUGGAUGGGAAUUACCUGACGGAUAUCUCCGGGCUGUUCACCAAGCUACCGAAUCUGGUGUGGCUCAACAUUUCCGACAACCAUCUGGAGGUGUUUGACUAUGCGCUGAUUCCGACCGGGUUGCAAUGGUUGGAUAUCCAUGCAAACAAAAUUGCCGAGUUGGGAAAUUACUUCGAGAUCGAGAGUCAGCUGGCGCUGAGUACGAUCGAUGCGAGCUCCAAUCAGCUGACGGAGAUCACCGGGAGUGCCAUUCCGAAUAGCGUGGAGUUGUUGUACUUGAAUGAUAAUCUAAUAUCUAAGGUGCAGUCGUAUACAUUUUUCAAGAAGCCGAAUUUGACCAGGGUGGAUCUGUUUGGGAACAAGAUUACCACGUUGGAUCCGAAUGCGUUGCGGAUAUCGGCAGUGCCAGAUGACCGGCCACUGCCCGAGUUUUACAUAGGAGGAAAUCCGUAUCAGUGUGAUUGUAAUUUGAACUGGCUACAGAAGAACAACGUGGACUCGAGGACACAGCCAAAGCUGAUGGAUUUAGACAGUAUUUAUUGCAAGUUGUUGUACAAUAGGGGAAGGACGUACGUGCCGUUGGUGGAGGCGCUGCCGAAUCAGUUCCUGUGCAAGUACGAGACGCACUGCUUUGCGCUGUGUCAUUGCUGUGAUUUCUACGCGUGCGAUUGUAAGAUGGAGUGCCCGGCGAGGUGUACAUGCUAUCACGAUCAGAGCUGGACGUCAAAUGUUGUGGACUGCUCGAGGGCCGAGUACGAGGAAAAGUUGCCGGAGCAGAUCCCGAUGGACUCGACGCAGAUCUAUUUGGAUGGGAAUAACUUUAGGACGUUGAGCAGUCAUGCGUUUUUGGGUCGGAAGAAGUUAAAGGUUCUGUUUUUGAAUAAUAGCAAUAUCGAGGUGAUUAGCAAUAGGACGUUCUAUGGACUGAAGGAGUUGGAGAUUUUGCAGCUGGAUCAUAAUCAGAUCGGGGAGCUGAAUGGGUUUGAGUUUGUGGGGCUGGAUCGGUUAAAGGAGCUUCUGCUGCAGUACAAUAGGAUCGUGGCGGUUGCGAAUCAUAGCUUUGAUCAUUUGCCUAGCCUGAAGGUGCUGAGGUUGGAUCAUAAUCGGAUCGUGGAGUUCAAUAUGUGGCAUUUGCCGAAACAGUUGACCGACUUGCGGAUGGCAGCGAAUCCAUGGUCUUGUGAUUGUGAGUAUGUGGAAAAGUUCCACGAGUAUCUGAAGACGUAUGACUUUGUGCGGGAUAAACUGAAGGUGCGUUGUUCGGUAACGAUCACGUCCGGCAAUGACACGGCGUUGGUGGUUGGAGGAGCGGUGAAUGGAUCUGCCGGAGCUGUGACGGUUAGCUCGAGGGGAGUCCCGUUGGAAGGCAGCGGGGAGUCGUCGCAGGGUGGUGUUGCUGGUUUCUUGAUUUAUUUGGACAACAGCACAACACUGUGCAGCGGUGCGGUCCCACUCGAUAACAUCAUCAACGGAAACCUGACGUCGCGCAAGACGGUGCUAUCGCCACCGCCGAUCGAAGGCUAUAUCCCGCUGCUGGUGGCUGCGCUCUGUGGCUUCUCCGUGAUCAUCAUAGUGACGCUGAUUGUGUUCGUUUUUCGGCAGGAGAUGCGUGUCUGGUUUCAUUCGCGCUUUGGUGUGCGGUUGUUCUACCGGAAUGCCGAUAUGGACAAGAACGAGCGAGAUAAGCUGUUUGAUGCCUUCGUUUCGUACAGUUCGAAAGAUGAGGCAUUUGUGGCGGAGGAGUUGGCACCGAUGCUGGAGAAUGGUGAUCCUGCGUACAAGUUGUGCUUGCACUAUCGGGACUUUCCCGUGGGUGCGUAUAUAGCGGACACGAUCGUGCAAGCAGUGGAGUCAUCGCGGAGAACGAUCAUGGUCCUAUCGGAGAAUUUUAUCAAAUCCGAAUGGUGUAGGUUCGAGUUCAAAUCUGCCCAUCAUCAAGUGUUGCGAGAUCGACGGAGACGGCUGAUUGUGAUCUUGCUCGGAGAGGUUCCUCAGAAAGAUCUGGAUCCGGACAUUCGGUUAUAUCUGAAAACCAACACCUACCUUCAAUGGGGUGAUAAGCUGUUCUGGGAGAAGCUGCGAUUUGCCCUACCGGACGUGCCAAACAACCAAAGGCGUCGUCAGCAGCAAUCGAUCAGCAUGACUCAUUCGACCAACAUUCGAAACAACUAUCAGCUUACUCGAACACCAAAUAAUAGGAAUAACACCAGUAACCAGUUGAUCAUGCUCCAACAGCAGCAGCCACCGCAGCCGGACCCCAGACUGAGGCAGCAGCAACAACAGCAGCAGGAGCAUUCUUCUCUGCAGCAGCAACCACUUCCGCUGCCGGGACUUGUGCAGCAACCACAGCCACCGCAACUGUUGCAACAUCAGCGACAGCAGCAGCAGCAGCAGCAACAGCAGCAGCAACAACAGGAGCAACAGCAACGGGGGGCCGGCAAUGCCUCGCCCCGGACCGUGGGGAUCCACAUAUGACCCCGGCCUACAGUGUGAUAUAGUGAGACCCCUUUUUGUAAAAUAAUCGAUGAACUGAUUAGGUGAAUUUUAGGAAUUUUCCCCCGAACGCGAAACAAAUGUGAUAUUUAUCGUUAAGUCAGUUUAAAUUAUGAUCCGUACUCGAAACGAAGACGUGACGUGUAUAAAAUGACCCCUAUAGAUCCUAAGACCCAACCCCGACGUCCUGUAAACAAUACGAAACAUAAAACAAGGUGCAAUUCUGUUCUCUCGCUCUCACCCGAAACCUCAAACCUCAAGAAAAAUAGAACAAGUGACAUUCCAGAGCUGAAGAAACAACUAAAGUGUUGCUACUGUCUGUUCAAAGCAAAAUCGGAGCACAGCGAUCGCUUAUAGCAAGUGAGUGAGAGUGAUAUCGUCUUUCUUAACCCAUCAACUUCGGCAAAAAAAAAAACCGACAACAUCAAGCAGUUCAAUACCCAAGGCAGCAGAAGAGGAAAAUUAAUGAAGUUCAAGUUACAUACAGAGUAGAAGAAAAUAGCUUGAAAACAACAUGUGUUAACACACAAAAGAAAGAAGUCACCUCCGUCGUCGUCGUCCCAGGAAUGACAAACACAAAUCAAAUGCAAAUUCAAGUGUGCCGCUGUGGUGAAACAAGUCUUUGGAAGAUAGAAGAAAAAGUAGUGCUGCAGGUCGAUCGUCGUCGUACUCUUUCUUGGUGGAAAUAAUUGUUACAUCGAUCAAGAAGCCCUGUCUCGCAUUUUCCCAGCCGGUAAUGACAGUGGCUAUCUCUACCAAAGUGGAUGAAAAAGUAAAUGAAAAUUGUUCGCUCCAUUCUCGAACGAGAUCCGACAUGACGACGACGAAGAAGAAGAAGAAUCAAAAGAAGAGCUUUGACAACUGUGAAGAAGAGGCAGAAGAUCCGCGAUCGCCGCGCGAUCGCAAUUUAAUAAUGAUAGUGACAUUCUCCGGAGUCGUUACGCUUUCCGUACGCGGUGUCAUCCCCCCUGCGCCCACCCAACUUCGGCCCCUCCUGGUGUGCAUCGAUGGGACUUUAUUACACGAUCAUCAGCAUAAUCAACGUUUAUUAUUCAAUACUUGUUGUGUGUGCAUACACAUACGCACGUGAGAUCCAGUAUCCGAAGGGGACCCGAACGGUCAACAAUUACCACCAGUCUGCGGUGGAAAGGGCAACAUCAGUACCAGCAGCAGUGACAGCCGUUACGAUCCGAGGGAAUGCAAACGCUACCAGUUUCUUGCAUCGGAGCGAGAGAGGACGCCA